AUGGGUAUCCACAUGCCGGCUCUUGCUCCGAUUGCCAUCACCAACCAAGACACGUCUAUGAUGCAACGAUUGAGUUGCCGCCGCGACUGUGAUCCAGGGAAGAAACUUUGUCAGCGCUGUAACCUCACCUUCUUCGACCAGCAGUUGCUGGCCUACCACAUGUUGAAUUCCCACGGCCAGGACAUGACUAGCUUCGUUUGCGACAUUUGCGGCAUAAAAACACAGAAAUUGCACGGACUGCUGACUCACUGGGGCAGGGCACAUCGACAAAUUGUCAUUCGCUAUAAACAGCAGCAAGAAAGGCGAUCUGGAGCUAAG
Soboliphyme baturini is the source of this 318-nucleotide messenger RNA. NCBI's taxonomy places the organism in Eukaryota, Metazoa, Nematoda, Enoplea, Dioctophymatida, Soboliphymatidae. The record is from the annotation of a GenBank genome assembly.